AUGCCGCCGACGCGCUCCGGAAGCUCGCGUUCGAAGAAGCGCCCCUCCGCGGUGGAUAUCCUCAAUAAUGUGAUGAGUGGAAAGGAUUCAGCUGCAGAUAGCCGCCAAGUGCAAAGCGCCCAGCCAGUUCGCCAGCUGCGAAACAUUCCCCGAGCUCCCCGCCGAGAUAUAUGGGAGGUGCCCAAUUCACCUGAACCCGCGCAAAGGACGUAUUCACAGUCAUCGCCCCUGGCCGACGCUGAACCCUUCACCCCACGACGAUCUACGCGUCUACAGAACGUAGCGCAAGUGCAAUCCAGUCCCACCAUGGCGAGGACUCGGGCAAAACGUACCCAGAUUGAGCACGUUGAAUCGAACGUCGAAGACGGGGACUCGUGGCAUCCUUCUCAAGAGCCGAGCAGUGAUGAGUCUGAUAAUGGGGCGGAGGAAUUAGUUGGUGAUGAUAUCGACUUCUACGGGAACUUCAAUGUAUUUUCAGACGAUACCCCUCGUACCCGGUCUUCGAGCACCAAAUCACCCACUCCGUCAGCAGCUUUGAGACAGGACCUUGAACGAGUCGAGCAGGCACGGGUGGCUCGCAGCGAGUCUGGGACACCUAGUAGGGUGAUCGAGCUCAGAUCUGGCAAAAAAAGGGAUACUCUACCGCGCUGGACCAGGUCUACCCGGUCUACUCGGAGUGCCGCGGAACCUGGCCCUUCAAUUGUGAUCAACCGCAGCCCAAGCAAAGUCCGCGAGACCCCAGUACCAAAUAGGAAGCGGAGGUCCAGUCGUCUAUUACGUUCCGAGGCUCAAGAUGUUGAUGGUGACGUGGAAAUGGGUGACCAUGUCUCAGGCCGGGUAAAUGGACAUCAGGACGCAGCCGACGAAGAUACCGGAUCCGCGUAUACGGCUUCCAACUCCAACGAGCCAUCCUCGGAGGCUGAUACGCCGUCGUUACCGUACACAAGGGCUGGAAAGCUCCGACGCCCACCGAGGCCUUCCCCGGCCGAGUCCCGGAAAUCAGGUUCUGGACGGAUAUUCUCGUGGUCGCCCACGCCGGAGUCGUCAAGCAAUGCAUCUGCUGCUCCGCAAGAAUCUAACCGCCAAGAAGGCGAAUCAGAAAAUCGUUCUUCAUUGGUACAGGUCUCCCGUGCAGAGCCCUCAGGAUUCCGUUGGACCCCAGGAGCGAGGCGACCCAAGAAGCGAUCGAGGCGGCGUGUCGUCUUCAGCCAGAAGACCCCAGAGCAAGAAAGCCCUUAUCCUCGUUUCAAAGAGGCUAUGGAAAUCGGACAACAGCAAGAAAAUUGGAAGGCGUUGAUCAAGGAGGCACGCCUGAUGGAGCGUCCCACCAAUCCGACCUUGGCGAAACGCUUUCAAGAUAUCCUUGAUCUGAUAUCCCACUCCCAAAAAUGGUACGAAAGUUUACCUGAUGAUCCGGAUACUUCUCAGGGCCUCUCUUUGAAAGAAGCUGGCAAAUCCGAGAAACUGCUGGACAGUAUCUCGACCGAGGGAGAUGCAAUACUAGACCGUGUCUUCUAUCGUGUCACCAAGCGGAACGAAUCUUCUCAAGAGCGAGGCCUGAAACUAUUCCGUGAAUUUGAAGUUCGCGUUAUCCCAGCCAUGGUACGAUUGCUAUUUGCCAUCUUUGACGCAUAUCAUACCGAUCCCGAGCGCUUCGCCCUUGUUUACAAUCACCUACACCGUGCCUUGAGCUUAGUCCUACGGUUUUGUAACCGUAUGCGGAGCUUGACAAGGGAGCAGUAUGUGCGGUGCACCACGCGGAGCAAAAAUCUACUUCAGCCUCUCCGAAGCCUAAUAGAAGCAUCUGAAUUCGACUCUCUGAAGAAGGCCGAGCCUGAGCCUGAGCCCGAGACCGAAUCCGAAUCUUCUUCCUCCGACAGCGUGAUAUCUAUCGCAAGCGACGAUGAUGUAGCUUCUGCUCCGGCAUCGACUAUCAGACAGUUCUCGGAUGCCGAAGGUCGGGCGCUCUUAGAUGGGUUACAGCAGUUCCAAGGUCGUGAGAGGUACAUCCAGAUCCUCAAGAACUUUAGUGAACUCGAGGGACGCACGCUGUCGGAAAUACGCGAGGAAUCUCGAAGGAUGUGCGAUAAAUAUGAACCCCUAAUCAGGGACGAGCUUCGCACUCCGGAAGGGCGAGAGCCAUGGCGCUGGUUGCUGAGCGUUUGGGACCAGGCUUCAUGA
Messenger RNA from Aspergillus calidoustus, 2181 nucleotides. Lineage: Eukaryota; Fungi; Ascomycota; Eurotiomycetes; Eurotiales; Aspergillaceae. The record is from the annotation of a GenBank genome assembly.